AUGAAAAGCUGGUUACAUAUUUGUAACGCAGAUGGUGAUGGUGAUGCGCCUGAAGCUGUUGCUGAUGCUCUUCAUGAUGUUCUCAAGCUAUCGUGGCGGAAAGAUUCAACAAAAAUUAGUAUUCUAAUUUCUGAUGCACCACCACAUGAUUUGAGCGAAGAAAGUGAUCAUUUUCCAAAAGGAUGUCCUGUUGGUCAUGAUCCAGCACGACACGUUCGGGAAAUGGCCGAAAAAUGCAUAACAUUGUAUGUUGUGGGUGUUGAACCAUCAAUUCGUAAAUUCCUUAUCGUGACUUUUUCAUGGGAUUAG
Messenger RNA from Adineta ricciae, 309 nucleotides. The record is from the annotation of a GenBank genome assembly. Lineage: Eukaryota; Metazoa; Rotifera; Eurotatoria; Adinetida; Adinetidae.